AUGCUCAAACUGGCAGAUCUGACGGCCGUCAGGGGCACCUGCAGCUCGCUCUACCGGCUAGCCGUGCGUGCCCGCCCGUCAGUCUCCAUCCGCGUGCCCCCCAAGCUCCUCCCCGACUUCUCCUCCUUCCACCCAUCAUCUCACUUUGCCUCCCUAACUCUCUUCAUCCAUCCCCACCCCUCCCCCUUGCCUUUCCCAGUGCGCGCCCGCCCGUCAGUUUCCAUCCGCCAGCCCCCCAAGCGCCUUCCGGCUUCCCCUCUUGACUUACCUUCCACUCCCAUUUCCCUCUGCUUCCCCCUACCACCCCCGCCCUCCCCAGUGCGCGCCCGCCCAUCAGUCUCCAUCCGCCAGCCCCCCAAGCGCCUCGCCGACUUCCCCUCCUUCCUCGCCCGCGCCGGCCCCUCCCUCUCCGCCCUCACCAUCCUCCCCACCGCGCAGCUCCCUGCCACGUGUCUCACCCUCAUUGGCCAGCACUGCCCAGGGCUAGUUACCCUGAAUCUGACGGACCAGAAGGGGGUGACAGAUACGGUGUUGGCAGGAGUAGGGGGAGGUUGUGUAGGGUUGAAGACUCUCAAGGUGAAGGUGCAUCACGGGAAGCUGAGUCAAGGGCUAGAAGCGAUUGCUGCCAACUGCAGGAUGCUAGAGACGCUCUCUCUUCCCACUCAGGUGAAGGUGCGUCAUGGGAAGCUGAGCAAAGGGCUAGAGGCCAUUGCUGCCAACUGCAGGAUGAUAGAGAUGCUCUCUCUCCCCACUCAGGUCCGGGAGUCAAGCCUCGGGCCGCUCCUCUCCUCCUUCCCGCACCUCACACGUCUCGACCUGAGUUGGAGCACCAAACUCGCUGACCCUGCUUUCGCCACCAUCGCCUCCUCAUGCUCCCGCCUCACGCACCUCGACGCCUCCUUCUCCCAGAUCUCACACGUGGGCCUCGCCUCCCUCGCUGCCCACUGCCCUGCCCUCUCCUCCCUCCACCUCAACGCCUGCCAUGCCGUCCGCCCACCCCUCUGCCUCGCUAUCUCACACACAGGUCUCGCCUCCCUCGCUGCCCACUGCCCCGCCCUCUCCUCCCUCCGCCUCAACGCCUGCCAUGCCGUCCGCCCACCCCUCUGCCUCCCAGUCCUCGCCCGCCUCCCCUCCCUGCAAUCCCUCGACCUCGGCCAAAGCCCCCUGCUCCCUGAUUGGAUAGAGGGAAUUAUAUCGCUACAGGCCGGGGUACAGGACAGGGUAUGUGGAGGGAAGGAGAGGUCGGGAGGGAAGGAUAGGUGUGGAGGGAAGGAAGGGCCUGGGGCAGCGGCAGGGACUACUCCCCUUGCUGGUUUUCCUUGCUCUGCUUCCGCUCCUGCUGUUGCUUCGACUGCUUGUACCCCUGCUGCUGCUACCGCUGCUGCUGCUGCUGCUGCUGCUGCUGGAGCAGCUUCGUCUGGUCACCUGCUACCCUCUCUUCGGACGCUCACUGCCUACUUCCAGGCCAACCAAACCAUCCGUGCCACGUGGAUCGAAAGUCUCGCUCUCGCCUGUCCCACUCUCUGCCGCAUCAACUUUGGCACCACAUCACGCAUCCUCCUCUCCCCCACUCCCUCCACCACCACCACCACCACCACACAACUCACCACGAGCAGCAGCAGCAGCGCCGUCAACGCCCUCCCUGGCCCACCCACCAGCACACCCUCUCCCUCAGCUCACAGACGCAUCCUGACGCCCAGAAGCCCCGGCAUCUUCUCCCGCCUCGCAGCCCUUGCCUCUCCUCGCACCAAGCCGCAUGAAGGGCCCCCACGGGCUGGAGGAGGACCCUCCAGUGCUGGGGUUGGCUGUGCUGGUGGCAGUGCUGCUGCUAGGAACGGUGCUGGUAGUGGUGGUGCUAGUGAUGCUGCUGCUUCGUUGGUCUCGGCAGCAGCACCAGCACCGGUAGCAGCAGCUGCUGCUGCUCCCAGAGAUACUGACACUGCUUCUCCGGCUCCCCUUCCUGCUACUCCUCCUCCUCCCACUGCCCCCACAGCUCUCUCUUCUGCCACCGCCGCCACCGCCUCUGCUCACACUCCUCCCAGAACCCCCAACCACGCACCACCGCUCGAGUCCCUCGUGCUGCCCUGCUUCGGAAUGUCAGACACAGUAAUCUCCGCCAUUGCUUCCGCCUGCCCCAGCCUCACGUCUCUCCGCUUCGACCCCGGUUCUAAGAAGCGCUACGCGAAGAUUCUCGGAAUGUUCCAAGUCGCCGGCGCGCUGGAUAUCGACUGCACCGUGACAGACGCUUCGCUCCAAUCACUGGCCGCCAGCUGUCCGUCACUCUCAGAGCUCCACCUCUUUUCAGACUACCUUCUCGGCACCGGUCUCUCCUCCCACUCCCCCACUGCACCUGCUUCCACUUCCCCAUUACCCGCUCUUCCUGAUCACAAUCCGACAUCCUCCUCUCCUGUUCCCAAUCGUGCUCUUCUCUCACUGACCCGGGAGUUGCCUGCAUAA
Molecule: messenger RNA, 2457 nt
Organism: Closterium sp. Naga37s-1
Lineage: Eukaryota; Viridiplantae; Streptophyta; Zygnematophyceae; Desmidiales; Closteriaceae
Source: the annotation of a GenBank genome assembly